GGGGGGAAAGGAGCGAUCAGCUUCACAUCAGGAAUGGCUGUACACAUCACCUGCAGCUAAAACUCCGCCUUACACGGUGUGUCUGUGAAUGGACAACCUGCCCCUUCGCUGUAGCUUGGCUCUGGCGCUGGAGGUAGAGGAUGAGUCCGCUGAGGUUUACUUCAGAUGGUCAGUGAGUUUAACAUCUGCAAGUCUGAUCGCCCUCAAAACCAAAUGGAAUGACACAGCGCCAUCUGUGCGCACCGGCACACUCUGCUCCCUAGAUCCGACUCGAGUGUUACUGUUCCCUAACACUGCUCAGUCAGUCAACACCGAUAAUAAAACAGUAAAUAACUCAACACACUUGCAAAACAACAACAAAAAAGCGUUUUACUUAAAUCAAUACAGCGGAGACCUCAAAAUUAAAAUCGAACAUUACUGCAUGUGUUUAUUUUGAAAUUACGUAGCAUGUCUUGAGUCUCCGUCAACAUGCACCUAUCUCCAAAUAAAGAUCUAGAGUUCAAGCUUGAAUUCCUCCGUGAGUUACUGAUCGGGUUAAGGGUAUUGAAUUGGCCUUCGCUCUUGCAACCGAGAGAAAACUUGAGUUCUCAUCGGCAGAAAUGAAAGGGAGUUUUAUUUCCAAAACAUAUAACGGGUGAUUCCCGUCGCUACAGUCAUUCGCUCUUCGAUACAAUGGAUUUCUUCAUUUGCUAAGUAAAGACAUCCGCGUGGACUGUGGGGAGAGGAAGAGAAAGGAUGAUGGGAAUAACCGAUCCCUCACUGAUGGCUCCUCUGCUCUGAUUUCUCUGCCACUACAAAACGUCUUCUGCAGAAAAACAGAACCUCCGCGCAGACUCUGGGGCGCUGCCCUGCUCGAAAGUAACCCAUCAAACUGGGAAAUCACCGAGGUCGUGAGAGUGAGCGUUACCGCCUCUCUGUGAGAAACAUAUUUUGCUGAAUGUGCCGGGGGAGUGGGGGAUCUGCCGUCUUCGCGGGUUCCGGGGGAGAGGAGGGGAUCGCGUUUAUUUUUGCUCUUUUUUUUACUUAUGGAGACAUUUAGCCCUUGAACGGAAAGCAUUAGCCCCCAGCCUGGCCACUGCUGUUCACCCGAGUUUGCGAUGAAACCUAAUAUUUACAGUCACUAUAAUUUGUGACCUCUCUUAAAAAAACACGUAUGUUUUUGUUUUAAAUAUGGGGAAAAGCAAUAACCUUUCGGUGAGCCCCAAGUUCACUAUCCCCCAGCUUACUCACAAAUCUCUUGCCCAAGGUGUGAGAAAUAAACAUUUGGGAUAGAUGGAUAUGGUGUUGCAGCUGCCGGACUGAGCUGUGAUUGAGACAAGCGCUCUGUCUAAACUGGCACACGGUCAUUAUAAACGGGCUUUCCCUCCCUCCCCCAACACCUCUAAAGAUUGGAGGGGCGGGGGCGAACGAGGUCAUAGUCCAGCUGAAAAAAAAAGCUGCAUACUAAUCGGCUCGGUCAAAGCGUCAGCAUGUCGGGAAUGGCUUCUUGCCAUUCUAGUGCUGGAGCGGGUCCUAUCUGGCAGUGAAUGGUUUCAGGGGCGCGGAGGCGCCCUGGCCAGUGGAGUACACCCCAGAGCCCGGGUGCACUGACUGCAGUCACCGCCAUUCCUUGUGGCACCUUCACUUCGGAGCAAGACACCGCCAGGUUCAGGGAAGUCACGCCGGAGGCGCUUUGCGCCAGAAAGCGAUGAUUUCCAGGCAGUUUUCUCAAGCUUGGAGUCUCGACCCCUUUAAGGAAGAGCGUGUCCCAGGGAUAGCUGCUCUCCGGUUAACCAAUCAGGAGCGGAGCAUCCAGAAAGUCUUUUCCAGUCGUUUCGCACAAUUCGACGCAUGUUAGAAUAAAGUAAGUGUCUCAAAGCACCGCAGGAGCGGUGCAGAAAGUGCCGACCAUCUUGAAUUGGAGUUUUGCUGGAUGACCCCGGGAGUCGGUUUGUGUGAACGGACGCUGUGCAGCUUCAGUGGGGAGGCGGGGCUGGAACUGGACACAGCCGGGGUGGCGUCCCACUUCAGUCGGUGCUGUCUGAAUUCACUGUGGGGCCAGAGCGCGGCCUCUUUAAGCCUCCCUCCGACUCUUGCCCUGUCAGGAUUUGAACAGCAUCCUGGAGGAGAGGGGGAGGGGUUGGGGGAGGGGGUCAGAGAGAGAUUACAAACUAUUCUGGUGAUCGUAAUGAGCCCGAAUCCCUGAGCAGCAAGCCCACACGCCAAAGACCAGGAUAACGGGGGUUUUAUUUUUAGCGAAGGCGACGUUGAGCUGUCAUCAUCGUGUUUUUUUUUAAAACGGUGAGUGUUUGGUGCAGGGGAAACCAAGCAACGCGCCAGUGGGAGAUAAAUAAAUCAGAUUAAAUCCGGAAGAGUGCGGUGCUGCGGGCUGUCUGUGAUUGUCAGUCUGCUGUUGGAAAGCGCGGAGAGAGGGGUGGGGGUGGAGGGGAAUCUACCGGAGUCCGCCUGGAACCUACUGAGUCUCCCUCCGAGCGGACGGUUCUGGAUCUAAUCCCCGCCAUCCCCAGUCUACGGUCUACGCCUGUUUGUUCAUUGUCAAUCCUCCGCUCGAACACAAAACCGCCGGUGACCCAAUAAAACGGAUGCGAUUCUGGGCGCUGCUGACUUCUUCCCGCUCCUUUCUCCACCCCCCCCCCCCCCCCCGAAGAAGAGGAGUUCGGAGCAAGGGAAGAAAAGGACUGAGCUGAUGAAAUUCUCCUGAGAGAAACCAGAAGUGAAUGUGCUCCUAGCACACCCACCCAACGUUAGUGCCAAGCGCAUCUACAGCCACCCCCACCCCCUCCACACAUACACACACAUACACAUUCUCACACAUACACACACACUCCUGGCUCGCUUCACUCAGCCGUUAAGUCCUCAAAGCUCAUCCCAUGACGUAAAAGGAAAAAAAACAUCAAGAGACUGAUCGGGGGCAAGUGAUUUUCCGAUGCAACCGAGCAUCCCAAAUGUACUGGUGCACUGGCUGAAAGCAGCAGCCUCGAACCGUCCCUGCAGCUUGGGGGUGAGCUAAAGGCAGACUUUCCACAGCCAUCAUUGAAGAGGCAGAGAAACAGGAGAGAGAGAGAGCGGGAGCAGGAGGGGGAGCGAGCUGCAUUCUAAAGAUGCACUUACAUUCUUAUCACGUCGGCAUUUUCCUCCGACUCUUCAACAGCGGGAGUGAAGGCAGCUCGAGCAAAUCCUCAACUCUUUUCACUUCUUGAACUAAAAUCGGCUACGGACGUCAUUGCAUCUCCAGGAGUUCCCCUACGCCUAAUAACUGCUGUACCUCCAGCUGAACAGAGAAACAAAAACAUAAGGAUGUUCUGGAUAACCCUUUUAAGCACAAUAGCUCUAGGAUGGAGUACGUCGAUUCCACUAAUGGAGGACUCGAAAGAGUUAGAUGAACCUUGCAUGGAGCCAUGCUACUGCGAAGAAAAGGAGAGUUUUUUGCAAAUACACUGUGAAAGUAAAGGUUUUACAAAUAUUAGUCAGAUAACCGAGUCAUGGAUGAGACCUUUUAAACUUUACCUACAAAGAAACUCUAUGAGGAAACUCUAUUCUAACGGUUUUCUGUUUCUAACCAACGCAGUAUCAAUCAAUCUUGGCAACAACGCACUGCAGGACAUUCAGGCAGGUGCCUUUAAUGGCAUGAAACUUCUGAAACGCUUAUAUUUACAUGAAAACAAACUCGAGGUUUUUCGAAAUGAUACAUUCUUGGGUUUGGAGAGUUUGGAGUAUCUACAGGCCGACUACAAUGUGCUGAAGAGGAUUGAUGGCGGUGCAUUUAGGAACCUCAAUAGACUGAAAGUGUUGAUUAUCAAUGACAAUCUGAUACCACUUCUACCGCACAAUCUCUUCAGGGCGGUUUCCUUAACCCACAUCGAUCUGCGUGGUAAUAGGUUAAAGUCACUGUCUUAUGCGGGGACGCUGGAAUACAUUGGCAGGCGCCUCAUGGAGAUUCAAUUGGAGGAGAACCCAUGGAACUGUACAUGUGAAAUUAUGCCACUGAAGUCUUGGCUAGAAAGCAUACCAUACACAGUUCUUGUCGGGGAAAUUACGUGUGAGACACCAUUCCAUCUCCAUGGCAAGGACUUGAGGGAGAUCAGGAGAAGUGAAUUGUGCCCGAUCCAUUCAAGUGUAGAGGUAGAGGUCAGCUUGGGAAUCCCGCAGCUUGCUUCCAGUAACGACAAUGCAUGGCCUACCAAACCCUCCUCUAUGUCUUUAUCGGUGACAUACACGGCCUCUUCUGUUGAAUACAAGACAUCAGGUAAAUUACCAAAAGCAACUAAGACUCCAAACACUUUAAAAGCACAGCCAACUCUACGCAGUGUGUAUUCGGGACAAAAUCAGCCUAUAGUUGCAGGCUACCAGACCAGGCCUCCCAUCCCUAUCAUCUGUCCCACGGAAUGUUCCUGUAGCUUACAUAUCAAUGAUCUGGGUUUGACAGUACAGUGCAAAAAUAAAGCGAUCCAAAAUAUGUCUGAACUAAUACCAAGGCCGCUGAACGCUAAGAAGUUGUAUUUAACUGAUAAUCUAAUUCAGAAAAUCUACAGGUCAGAUUUCUGGAAUUUCUCCAGUUUGGAUCUUUUGCAUUUGGGGAGCAACAGCGUGUCAUAUAUUCAAGAUGGUGCUUUCAUGAAUCUUCCAAAUUUAAAGACCUUGUAUUUGAACAACAACGAAAUCGAACGUCUCACCCCCGGCAUGUUCAGAGGGCUACAAAGUUUAGAGUACCUAUAUUUCGAAUACAACAUCAUCAGAGAAAUCCAACCAGCGUCUUUCAGCUUGAUGCCCAACCUUAAACUAUUAUUUCUCAACAGUAAUCUUCUCCGAACUCUACCCACGGACGCUUUCACGGGCACCUCUCUGGGUAGGCUGAACCUGAGAAAUAACUACUUUCUGUAUCUGCCGGUGAGUGGAGUGCUCGAGCAUUUGGACUCCAUUGUACAGAUCGAUCUGAACCAGAAUCCCUGGGAUUGCUCGUGCGAUUUGAUUGCUCUCAAGCAAUGGGUGGAAAAGAUCAGCACAGUUAAACUGAUUGGCAGCGUGCUGUGCGAGACGCCGGAGUUCCUCAGAGGGGUGGAUCUGAAAAUGGUCGACUACGAGGUGUUGUGCCCUGAACUGAAACAUGCCGCUGCCUCUCCGGCCGUGCCAGGCUCCGGGGGGAAUGGUAAUGUGAUCUCCACAACCACAGGGUUCGGCUUCUCCUCGCAAGGUGGCGCCAUUCCCCUUUCAGUCCUGAUCCUGAGCCUUCUGAUCAUUUUCAUUUCCGCUGUAUUUAUUGCAGCGGGUCUCUUUGCUUUCGUGCUUAGGAGGCGUAAGAAAUCGCCCUUCAGGAGACGGCAGGACGUAGACCUGACUGGUAUGCAAAUGCAGUGCAGAAUCUUCGAGGAGAGAGCUGCCAACUCACCCGAGAAAGCGGCCAGCCACGUCUACGACUACAUCCCCCAUCCCGUCACUCAAAUGUGCAACAAUCCUAUCUAUAAACCACGUGAGGGAGAAAUGGAGGAGGAAUUCUCAGAGACUCAGGAAAAUAAUACUAAUUACAAAACUCUGGAGAAAGACAAGGAAUGGAAAACGUCACUGUCCAACAGCAACCUUAAUACCAUAGUUACGAUUAAUCAGACUAACGAUUUUGCAAGUUUUCCAGAAAAUGGGGUUAUUUAUCCCACUGUGUUGGACAGAGAUAGAGCAGCUCACACGGUUGGCUUUGUGGACUGUCUCUAUGGCACCGUGCCCAAGUUAAAAGAGCUACAUGUCCACCCUCCUGGCAUGCAAUAUCCUGACUUACAGCAAGAUGCCAGGUUUAAAGAAACCAUUCUCUUUGGCUCAUCUGGACGGGGAUACCCUGAGCAAACCCAGAGCGAAUACCUCGAGUUAAGGGCCAAACUUCAAACUAAGCCAGACUACCUCGAAGUACUAGAGAAGACAUCAUACCGAUUUUAGAUAUCAUACCAACGGAAACGAACCCCAAUCACAGCAUGUUUUAGAAGGUAAAGGGAAAUUAUCCGCCACCCCCCUCAUUAGGUUGCUUUGGACGAAAGGCCAUAUUCAAAUCAUAUUCAAUAAAGUGCCUUUGCAGACUUUAGCCAGCAAUGAUAUCAAUCAUAUUUUUUUAUGGUAACGAGAACUGACUGUGCCGUCUGUAGUCAUAUAGAGGGCUGGUUAUCGACCGUCAUAUAAAUAACCCUAUUCAUUACUGGCAGCGACUUUGUUCACUUUAUUUGGCAGGAAGUGAAGCCUCUCUCUUGCUCUCUCCCUCUCACACCCAAAUGAACGCCGAGGGCAAAAUUUGUGAAACAUUGACUGCAGUCUUGCUGCAUGUGUAAAACUGCCGGGGUGUAACUCGCUCAAAUGACAAGAAGUAAACUUGGUAAUUAAAGUGACUGCAACGCUCUAUCGUUCAGUGUUAUUUAAUUCUUUUUAUAUAUUAUAUAUAAAUAUAUAUUAUAUUCAAGAGGGGAAUAUAAAAAAAACUCUACGACGCAUCUACGGAUUUCAAUUUGUGAAUAUGACGCCAAGAUUUUAUUAUAAACAAUGCACUUUCUUAAAAAAAGCUCGUCAAUGUUGAUGCUUACACCACUAACAGCUUUGUAAGAAGCACUUUUAAUGUUUUCUCUCUCUCAAACACACAAAGAUUUCGAAGUGUGCAUAUUUAUUCUGUAAUUUCUGUGAACAAUCAUUGUAAAGGUAAUAAUGUUAACUCAAUGUAGUGACUGCGUCUGGUAAAGCUUUCAUAAUAAAAAGGUGAUAAACUAUGCAGUGACAUGUAGAGAUUGUAUGUGAGUAGAACGACAGCAGGCGAAGGAAACAUAAGAUAUUAAUUUAUGAAAAAAGAAAACCUCCGAUUCCAGAAUCUAAUUUAAUAUAUUGUCUUACAAUGAGUCUCUCUCGUCCAUCUACUAUAAUUAGAAAUGUUUUGCCUUAAUAUAAUCUACUGUCUCUGAAAUGGCAUUUGCAGUUUCUGAGACUUAAGCACAGUAGGCAAACAAAUAUUGCAAAAGCGAUUGUACAUGAACACGAGUACUUCUACUCAGCUAUGUUUUGGGGAAUUUUAGUUUCUUUUUAAAUAUUUUGUUCUAUUCUUUAAAAAUGCAUCUAGUUUUGCAGCAAGUCCAGCCUAUUGGGAUAGACUGUGUGGUCAUCACAUCAUGGAUACAGCACAAGGAAGCCAGUACCUAAAAGGAAGCUGGAUCUUACUGUAAAUAACGUUGUCCUUGAUAAACUGUAAGUAAUGCUUCUUUCAAUAAAUAAUUCCAUUGAGCAAACUGCUUACAUCUUCAAAUUUGAGGUGGUCAAAUAUUAUUGUGUCGCAACAAUUCACAAAAAAAAAGACGCUGCUGCAAAUCACAGCAGAUUUCAAGGCGCGUUUGAGUUUUGUUUUGGCGUAUUCAAAUCUUCAGUUAAAGAAAGGCAGUUCCAAUAUAGCGGAGAGAAAUUCAGUGACCCCCGGGUGAUGAGGCCGUCGUGGUAUGUUGGAAGGUGUAUCUGCAAUGGGAACCACAUUGCCUCAUUCAAUUGUUGUUCAAGUGACAUGAGAAGGCGGUGCUAAUUCCAGCAGAGGGCACCGUGUUCCAAUCACAACUAUUUGACGCAACGACAGCACAUCUUAACGCAAAAUUCAAUCGGUUUUAUACACCCAGGAGGCUCAGUCUCAUUGAGAGUAAAUUGCUGAUGCAUUUCCAUUUUAUCCCAACUGAACUAAGAUACAGAAGUUAAAUUGUUAUCGAAUUCCCCCCGGACUUGAAAAUCUGUUGGUUUCUAAUGAUCGGUUUCUGACAUUAAUUGGAAGUUAUGAUUUAUUAAUAAAGCUACCGACCGCAUUAUUGCUUUAAGUAUUCCGCGGCGACUGUCGGUAAUCUAUUUCUGACAGCUUAUUACUAUCUUGCCGACGGGGAGUCUCGCCGUGGUGGUGAAAUGAACCUGUGGGUAUAUUGUUUCGAAUCUUCGCUGGCAGAAAUCUUGUAAACUGGCAAAGACAAAUCAGUUUCCCUGGACAAGGACUAAUAGAUUGAUGACAUUAAUCUGCUGGUUAUAUUCGCGGAACCUACGCCGUCAUACUCCCAAGGCCAGAGUGCGGGGUAUGUUUCAACUUGGAAAGGAGGAAGAUUUUGCCCCCACCCCAGAGUGAAGCGCAUGCAUUUGACUGCAAGAGCUUUCCUUUGCUGAAUUAGAUGCUAAUGUUGACGACACUAACUCGUUGUGCACUUGGUCAAAAUUGGGUAUAUGAUGCUGAAAUGAGAAAUAUCUGAGCUGGUGCAUUGUAACCAAUUGCAGCCUCUGCUGGAAAUGAUUGAUGGCCCAAGAUGGCCCUGUUUGAGGUUCUGCAUGAGUACAGAUUGAAGUCCUUGCAGCGAAGAGAACGGCGCGAUUCCUCAGUACGUCGCAGGUUAAAGUGAUGUAAAUCGUGUGGUGUCAGCUCACCAACAGUGCCACGCAUUCCUCUUGUAAUUGUUUGCUGUGUUUUAACGUUGUGCGCAGAUGGUCAAAAGAUGACGGAUGUUAAUCUGAUUUUUCCCCCCAAUCGAACCCUGACUAAACUUAAUCCUUAAACAUGACAAGGAAAAGAAAAUGUGCUUUAAGCGGUUCAAUCGCUUGCCAUUCGCAUUGUCAUUCUUUUCUUCCUUUACCUAUUGCAACUUCAUUUUUAAAAUCAUUUAUCUCAGAGCUCGCCUUUUGUUCUUGACCUUUGACCCUCACUGCCUCUAAUUACUUGACGUCUAGUACGUUUUAACUUACCUGGUUCUGAUCAAAUUGACCUGAAAUGAGACUUUUCUGUCUUUCCAAACCUGCUGUCUGGUCUUCUAAUUAUUUUAAGCAGUUUAUCUUUUUGUCAGGUUUUCACCAUUCUCAAUACGACUUUGUUUUUAUUGAUGCUCCCAGUUAAAGGAAAAAUAGUGAUUGGACAGGGGCAUACUAGGCUAAAAUUUACCCCUUUUCCACUACUAGAAAGAGGACAAAGAAUUGCUAAGACUGUCAUCUAGGUUUAUCACCAGCUGCAGUUUGCUAGAAAUGUUCUGACCACUUUUCAAACCCUGCAAUGCCCAAAUGGGGAGGAUAUGCAGCUUGUUAGAUCAGAGCUUCCAAGGAACUGAAUCUGAUUUCUGCUGAGAACUUCAGGUAUAUUCUAACUGGGAUGUACUUUUCAAUGUCUCCUCAUAAUAAAGCUAAUGAAAUAUUAAUAGCAACAAUUUACAUUUGAGGACUCAAUGUUUCACAGGAUUUAGAGCUUGGUUCAACCGCCACUUACUGCUUCUCUUGCAGUUCUGCCUGUGAGAGAAGGCUUUGCUAUUACUGUAUCUGCAAACUCUUACACAAUCUUUUUGAAAAUCAAUCCUUUACUAUCUCUCCUUAUUUUUAUUGGUUGCAUGAUAAGUUGAAUUUGCUCUGCUAAGCAAAGCAAUAAUGGGUUGGCAAUCUUGAGAAUCUUGAACUAGCUGUCACUGUUCAAAAUUCUGGGAUCUUCAAUUUAAAAAUAACAGAUUAGGUGACCUUUUUUUUUCAGAAGGUCAUCAAUUUUUGGAUCUCUCUUUCUGAAAACAAGAUGGAAGAAAUAUCCAUGAAUUUUUUUAAGUUAGUAGAGAAAUUCUUGUUAAGCAAAGGGAUGAAAGAUUAUCAGGGAUAGAUAGUUAUGGAGAUUUAAGGCUACAAUCAGAGAAACCACAAGCUUUUUGAAUGGCAGGGCAGACUCAUUGCCUCCUCCUGCUUCUAACUCAUGUGUUCAUAUGUACAUUUUGUGUUAUUAAAUAUCUUUAAAUGCAAUUUGGAACAAUAUUAUUUUAAGCACAAAAAUAUAUCACCAUAGAUGCUGUAAAUCUGAAAUGAGAACAGAAAUUAUUAGAAACAGUCAACAGAUCUGGCAGCAACUGUGGAGUCAGUAAGAGAGUUAGAGAGCUAAUCUUUCAGGUCUUUGACUAUUUUACUAUCUUUGAACCUGAAACCUGAUCCUCCCUGUGGUAAUGGGUAAUGACCUUAAGAUGCCAUAUGGCAAGUUCCUGUUGUCGCUCAGGUUGAUUUAUUUGGUAGGAUUUGGUUUAAUUGUUAAAAUUUUACAUCUAUUGAUGACUGCUCCUCUGCAAGUUUUAUGAAAGUACUGAAAUUACAUACUCAUUGCAUUGUAUGCUAUUAAAUUAUUACCUAUUUUCAAAGAAUCUAAUACAACUGAUACCUAUGAAAAAUUUAUAGACAUUGAUUGAUAAAGGUCAAUCUAUCUUCACCCCGACAUAUAUAUUUCAAUGAGUUGUUUCUCAAUUCGAAAUCUUUCAGAAUGUUCUUUUUCCAAAGCAUCUGUAAUGGUUUAGUUAUAUCAGAAAACAAAAGCAAAAUACUGUGGAUGAUGAAAAUGUGUAAUAAAAAACAAAAAUCCUGGAACCGUGCAGCUGGUCUGGGAGCAUCGACGGAGUGAGAAACAGAGUUAACAUUUCAGGCCUGUAACUGCUGAAACAUUAAUUAAGUCAGAACAUUGAAUUUGAUUUAACUAAUUUGAUCAAUUAUGCAAGAAAAUCAUAUUGUACAAGCUAUUUGUGUAUUUGGUGAUUAGAUUGUUAUUCUAUUUAAGUAUUGAAAUUUACAAUCAAGUCAAACAGUAGUAUUCAACAAAGCAAUCGAUGGUUUGGAAUUAAUGAUGAAUAAUUGAAAGUUGUUAAGUACUUGCACUUUGGCUGUAAGAUUAAUAUGAUUAGAUAAAGAAUCAUCUCAUAAUCAGUCAGAUAUAUUCCACUAAUUAUUGCUAAUGGGUUAAAAUUUUCACUACUUGAAAUUAAUGAAAAGCAAAUUUUGCUGAGUGACAUUAGAAGCUGCAGAUUUGCCAAAUACAAUAUGUUUGCAGAGGAUUUUGAGAUAUUUCAAUUUGCAGGUGAACAUUCACUAACUGAGCCACCAUUCAGUGAAAAUUACUGCAUUGUAGGUUUGGACCUCUGAUUGCUGUUGAAGAUCUAAAUGUGGAAAAUUUGCAUUGUCUCCUGUUUUCAUGCUUGUCACUCCUUAUUUUCUGUUGCAUACUGAAAUAUUUUUAUCCAUAAAUGCACAAUACAAGUUUUGACCACUGUUUUCAAACUAAUAGUUUGACUAUAUAGAUAUGACUUUGAAUGUGAAGUCAUGUUUCAGAUUGCAGCUUUGUCAAUUUUGUGCUACAAUAACAAGAACAUCAAAUCUUC
Chiloscyllium plagiosum (whitespotted bambooshark) is the source of this 11132-nucleotide messenger RNA. RefSeq names its product SLIT and NTRK-like family, member 3a (gene slitrk3a). Lineage: Eukaryota; Metazoa; Chordata; Chondrichthyes; Orectolobiformes; Hemiscylliidae. The record is from RefSeq and is a predicted model, not a curated record. Gene Ontology annotation, cellular component: postsynaptic density membrane; GABA-ergic synapse. Gene Ontology annotation, molecular function: protein binding. Gene Ontology annotation, biological process: positive regulation of synapse assembly; axonogenesis.